Pelobates fuscus (common spadefoot toad) is the source of this 1055-nucleotide messenger RNA. RefSeq names its product calcyon neuron specific vesicular protein (gene CALY). Gene Ontology annotation, biological process: clathrin coat assembly; G protein-coupled dopamine receptor signaling pathway; endosomal transport. The transcript has 5 exons. Gene Ontology annotation, cellular component: membrane; endosome. NCBI's taxonomy places the organism in Eukaryota, Metazoa, Chordata, Amphibia, Anura, Pelobatidae. The record is from RefSeq and is a predicted model, not a curated record. Gene Ontology annotation, molecular function: clathrin light chain binding. Bases 302 to 853 code for a protein of 183 amino acids.
CAUAUAAUUAUGUCUGGGUGAUUUGUGCAUUGCUGGGGGGGGAUGUUCUAACAACCGUGCCUAGCUCCGUCAGGUUUAUAGAAAUCGUGUCUGAAUGCCCCCCCUUUGGGAGACAGUCUGAGAAAACGUCACCUUGGCAACCAGGCUCCAUCAGAUUCUGCACAGACACACAAGCACACACACAGAUACACAUCCUGACAGGCGCAGCCGAUCCGACACAGAAUCUCACACCACAUCCCGGAGCAAGAGGUAACCCUGGGGUCGGGGAGGUCUGCAUCAGCCUAUUGCUGUGCCUGGGACAAUGGUGCAGCUGGGAUCUAUCCUGGCAGAAAAAGGAGAAAAUGACCAAGGGCUGGAUGAGGACAAAGUGCCCUUGAUAGCUCCUCUAGAUGUCAACCAGCUGGAGCAACCCUUCCCUGAUAAGCUGAUUGUAAAGACACGGACAGAAUAUCAGCUGCAGCAAAAGAAGAAAAGAAAGAUCCAUGUCCCAGGAAUCAAACGUCUGAACAUCAACCUUUAUGAUGAGGUAUCUGAGAAAGUCAAGCUGACUGGACUGAUCCUCAUUACCAUGGUGUUUCUGGCGUGUCUUCUCAUGCUGGUGAUGUACAAGGCUCUGUGGUAUGAACAGCUCAGUUGUCCAGAAGGAUUCAUAUUCAAGCACAAGCACUGCUCCCCCACAGACCUGGAAAUGUAUUAUUCCCAGCAAGAAACAGGACCUCGUGGAGCACUCUACACGGCCAUCACUCAGGCCAAGAAAACUCUGCCAGAGCUCCCGUCUCCCUGGCUUCCUGUUAUUAAUGCCCUAAAGGAAGCAGAAAAGGCCAAAAGAGAGUUGGGAGCAACAAAGCAGUGAGCUUUUAAGGGGCAAGGUGGCACUAUGGGCCGGCUAUAAUCAUUGAGAGGGGGAGGGGCGGGGGGCUGUCUUUGGGAGGGAGGGUCCUAGGGUUCCCCAUCACCCAACACUAUUUUGCCUGAAACAUCUACUUGUAAAAGUCUUCUUUAGAAAAAAAAAAGUUAAAUGGAGUUGUAAUAAAGUUAAGGCACUUACCAAUUUA